Molecule: messenger RNA, 3894 nt
Organism: Brenthis ino (lesser marbled fritillary)
Lineage: Eukaryota; Metazoa; Arthropoda; Insecta; Lepidoptera; Nymphalidae
Source: the annotation of a GenBank genome assembly
AUGGCGGGCAGGAUGCGCUUUUUGUGCGUGCUGAUUAUCGCCGUGUUUACACUUGUCGAUACCAAUCAAAACAGACGCACAAAACCGUAUAUAGCUGAUGCCGUUGGUAAUAGCUUACCUCCUCCAUCAAGUGUACCAGCAACCGUUGGCAGUCCAGUAAACUUACUAACUCCAGACCGUUAUGAAUUUUAUACUUUCGAUGAAUCCGGCGAACUUGUUAAAAGGUUGAUGACGUUAGAAGAAAUACAGGCUAUAGUAGCUGCAGGUGAAGAAGCUGAUGGUCUAGUCACAUUUGCAAAUGAUAAUAAACCCACUAUAGCAUUUAAUUUUAGUCAACCAUCGUACACAAAAGUUCAUAAUGUAGUUACAAACGUAAAAAAUGUUUUAAAAGCUCAAAUGGAAGCGCACAAAAAUAAACCUAUUGUACAACCUACAUUUGAUACUCCUGACGUAUCUGAUUCUUGGAGUUUGAUAUUGCCUUCCAUAUUUGGGAACACUGGGGCAGAUAUAGUUCCUGAUAAAAUAUCUGGCUCAUUUAUAACUCCAGAAACGGACACCAUUGAAAUUGAUGAUUUAAAUACAGGUUUUGAAACUUCAGAAAGUAAAGAAAGUAACGAGAUACCUAGUGUUUCACCACCUAAAGUUAAUGACAAUUUAAAUAAAAUUCCCGAAACGACUACAUCAACAACGAUUUCUCCAAGUAUAAAAUAUACUAUUUCUUCUACAACUGAACAAUUGGCAACAACUACAAAAAUAUUGCCAGUAACAACUAAACGUCCAAUGAAAAUAACUAAUAAACCUAUAACUACAUCAACCACAAGCAGGUCUCCAGUACUUUCCACUAGUACUUCAUUAAUUUCUGUACUAUCAGAAAAAGAACCAUUAAUUACUGCAAAUAAAACAAUCAAUAAUAAAACUAGUCAAAAUCCUUCGGUAAGCGAUGAUCAUAAGUACUUAAAUCGUACUGUAUUUAAAACAAACACCACACCAAGUUCAACUACUACUAUCAAACCUAUCGAGUAUGAGAAAGUGAGUACAUAUUCCCCUGUAUCUACAAUUGCUUAUAUAACAGAAAAAAACAAGGCACCAAGUCCGGAACAAAAUACUUUGACAAAGAAUGAAUCUUUAAACGUUACCAAAGCGUCAUAUAAUAUUCAAUCUAGCACUACUCCUACUUCUUUAGAUAAAGAUUAUGAAACAAAUCAUUCAACGACUAUAACUACUCAGUCAAUAUCACCAUCUACGUCUGUAACUUCAACAGAAUUAAGUAACAAAGUUGAACAGAAAAAUGAUCAACCACUUGUCAAUAGCUUCGAAAAUAAUGAAAGUCAAGCUUCGUUACCAAUAUUUGAUGUAGCUCAAAGUAUUAGCCAAAUAGCGUCUGAUCUUGGAAGUAAUUUUGCUCCUGUUCCUACUUCUAAUACUUUAUUGGAUUCGACAAGAAUAAAUAAUAUGGAUAUUGAAAGCAAAGAAAAUAUAGAAAUUGAAAUUCCUACAGAAGCAAUCAUCGAAAAUACAAAAACACUUAACCAAAGCAUAGAUGGUAAUCAUUUUGUAAAAAUAUCUACUUUUGAUCCCCACGAUGAAAUUAAGGAAGAUGUAUCGAUUAUCAGAGAAGACGAACAGACUACAAUGUCUUCAAAUGUUGCUAUAACCACUGUUACUACUGGGAUUAUAGACCCUAUUUUAUCAGUAUCAAUGGAUGAUUUAUUGUCACAAGUUGUUCAUGAUAAUCCGGAUCCAACGUCUAUUGUAUUUUCUGAAAAUAAUACCAAAUUGGAUUUCAUUGAUGCAACUACUGAGUCAAAAUUUGUCAUUGAGAAUCUUGAUCAAGAGACAACAACUUUCAAUAUAAAUGACAGACCAACGUUAGAUCCAAACAUGGACCAUUCAACUGAUAUUGAUAUUAGUAAAGAAAAAAACGAUUCAACAAAUAUGACUACAGAAAAUUUACCUAUUAAAAAUAAUAAAUAUAUUCCAGAAACUACAAUCAAUAGCAUAAUCGAUAUUAAUACUACAACAGAAUCUACUGUGAAUUUUAAAGACCUAAACGAAUACGACAAGUUGAAUAAAACUGUAACUCCUACAAUUUAUGCAGAUUUUCAAGAAAAGAAGAGAGUUGCAGAUACUAAUAAUUCUUCACAAAUUAUAUUUAAUACAAGCAUAUUGCAUGAAAAUAUUCCAUCUGCACUUGCGAGUGUAAAUUCAUCAAAUAAUAAAUAUAUCAUUUCAUCAACUUUGUUAAGUAAUAUUUACAAUCAAGGAGUUAACUUAAAUAAUAAAAGCCACGAUUUACCGAAAUUUGAUGAAUUUAAAAAGAAAAUACAAAAAGUGAACAUUGACGACAAAGAAUUAGCUACAGAAAGAAAUAGUUCAUGGAAACUUAUACCCACAGUUCCACCCCCCAAAAUUAAUGAAAUGGUGAAAAACAAACAUAAAGUUGAAGGAUUUUAUAUACCUGAGAAUAAUGAGAAAGACAUUAUUUUAGAAUUUCCUAAAGAAAACCAAGGGCUGGAAGUUACAACUAAACAUUUAGGUGAAGACAUUUUACAAUUCACAACACUUUGCAAUGAAUUGGCUUUUAGGUAUUGGCAGAUUCUAUCAGAAAGUGUGGAUAAAAAGCGAAGUAUUGUUUUUUCACCGUACUCUAUAACAUCUACGUUAGCAAUGAUUUUUAUGGGUGCCAAAGGUGGAACGUCAGGAGAGAUGAAUGAAAUUCUUAAAUUAGAUGAUAUGGUUACCUUUAAUCCUCAUUUCACAUUGAAAAAUAUAUCAGAUUCGAUAGAAACUACUUCGGAAUCAGGUGUAGCUGUAUCUGCAUUUGUACGAGAGCUUUUCAGUGAAAGACAUAAGAGUAAAAUUUUAACAUUCUACAAAGAAAGAGCGCAGCAUUUUUAUAACGGCCAUGUGGAAGAAAUUAAUUUUGAGUUAAUUAGCGAUAUAAUUAGAAGGAGAACAAAUUUACUAGUAAAAAGAUACACUUGGGGGAAAGUUGUGGAAUAUAUAAAAAGUAACAGAAUUAGUAUGAAUCCUCCCCUUGCAUCAUUUUCUGCCAAUAUUUUUGAAACCGAUUGCACUGGCACGUCAACCGAUGGAAGAGAUGGCGAAAUUUAUUUCGUUGUAUCACCUAGUGUUCGACAAAGGCGUCUGGUUCCAGUCCCUGCUGUUGUAUAUAAAACCAACUUUCUGGCUGGCUACGAUCCCAAUUUAGAUGCUACUGCCGCUGCACUCGGAAAUACCAAUUCAAUUAUUAGUACACUGUUCUUAAUGCCAGGUCAACAAGGAAACGUCGUCCACGCGGAUGAUUUGGAAAAGCUCGAAAAGCGUUUAUUGAACUCUAGCCAGAACACAGUACUAUGGAAUGGAUUACUGAGAACACUUUUGCCUAGAAUUGGCUUAGAAUUACAAAUUCCAAGAUUCUCUCAUAAGUCUAUUUUCAAUAUUUCGUCGACAUUAAAGACAAUGGGACUAAAAGAAAUAUUUGAUGCAGAUCACGCUGACUUAGGUGGACUAAAUGGACCAUCAAAGGAUCUUUACUUGUCUGACAUGCUACAGAUGACAACAUUUGCAACUUGUGGGGAAAGCACCAUUGGCGAGCAGCAUCACAUCGAAGAGUACCCAGAUACAUUAGAUUUAUCACAUAAGCAUAGAACUUCCAGGUGGCUUCAUGGCUGGGAUGAGCCUCGAGAUUAUCAACGCGCUUUUCAUGAUCCACAUGAUGUAGGUGACGCUAUGCGCUUGCCUUUACAUCUCCGACCAAGACAAGCAAGGCUUCCUGCGAGAAAUUCUCAAGCAGCUCGAUUAAAAUUCGACAGACCCUUCAUUUUCUUUGUACGACACAAUCCUUCAGGAAUGAUACUUUAUGUAGGACGAUACAAUCCAAGGCUUUUGCCU